UACACAGGCGUUGGAAGUUACCCGAAUGUCUGAAUCUGAGCAAUGGCAGUCAUCAACACCUGCAGAUUUGUCACAUUCUUUGGCAACUUGUUAAACGAAUGAUUUUUUUGUUGUUAAUGGUACCUAGUCAUUGGUAGAAACUUGUUUUUCUGAUCCUUGCGCAGAGUUGGCCAUACAUAAUGUGAAAUUUUGUGAAACGUACGCGAGGUUAGUCUGCAUGCAGAAAAUAACAGUGUCUCUCUCUAUCGCGCUCUAUUCAGUUGGCAGCGUGGUUUCUACUGGAUUUUCGUACCUGUACGCCUGACGGUAGAGAACUGAUCCAACCUGAGCCAGCGCCAACGGCAUCAUGCACAUUUACGGUGUGGACGAUAAGGCCUUGCAUGCGUGGAACGCCGUGGACGUUCUCGUUGACGGAUUGCUGCAGCACGGCCGCGUUAUCGACGUAGCGAAGAAGGGACUGAUAAUCGAUUUCGGGUGCGAAUCCCAACAGGCGCAGUUGAUCGACCACGGACACAUCUUCCACUCCGUCAAACCGGAUUACAAUGUGGAUGCCCGUCAGGACCGCAGUGUGGAAGUGCUUCUGCGCGCCACCGCGAACAGCCCGUGGACCUGGUUCGCGGGUACCAUGGACCCCGGGAACUCUCUGAACUGCUGUGCCGAUGCGUGCAUCGUGGAAGUGCGGCUGCCGUACGGAUCCUUGACGGAGCUGGUGCCUCGCCAACAAGUGCGGCUACCGCCCUCGGGCGCGGAGCUUGUCAGACGCCGCGUGGGGGCGGAAGAAUUCCAGAUGCGGGAGUGUGCGUUGCCAGCGGCUUGGUCCAGGCCGCUUGUGUUUGGAAAUUGCGUCCGAUUGCUCCUGCAGCGAAGGCAUCCCGUCUGGUUUGGGAGCGUUAGCCAAGGCACGCUGCGCUACAUGCAGCGGGCCCGGGAGCGUCCGUUGCAGCCCUAUGAUCUGGAAGCCGUCUGCAUGGAGGCGUGGAAGGAGCAACAAAAUGAAAUCCCACGUCAGCUAACCAGUGCGGUUGCCGAACCGCCCGCGAAGCGACAGCGGACAUCCAGCGAGACCUGCGAAGCGGCGCUGCAUCUUCCCAGUGAAUUAAUGGUGGAGAUCUUCCAGUCUCUCGACUCCAUCAACCGCUUCCGCUAUCGCCGCGUCUCCGCCUUGUGGAACGCCAUCCUCACAACGGAAACCUACUUCUCCGAUGUGCACGUCUCCGGCCGCCCAGCGGACUACCCGGCAUCCUGGACCACGCCCGGCUUCUGGUUACUAGCCACAAUGUUCCACUGCGUUAAUAGUCGCACAAAGACCCUCAUCCUCACGCGCAUGAACGUCGGGCAGUGCGACUGCGCAACCCAGAUGAUCCGCCACAAAAUCGGGGGCAUUGGAACGCUGGUGUUUAAGCAGUGUGCCUGGUCCUAUCCGAGCUUUGCGGUGGGGGAAAUCCUGUGGCGUCGCGGGACUGUCAUGCGAGUGUGCGGUACUGCGCAGCGCGUGGUGUGGUCGCACUGCCGGAUUGAGGAACCCCGCCUGACGGCUAUUAUUCCGCAGUAUGCGCAUAGUUGCCAGCGGGAGCAGUUGGAGAUGGAACUGUGGGAUGUUUUUGAGAAGCAUCUCGUCCUGGAGGAACCAGUGGAUCGAACUGUUUUGGCGGAAUGGAUUGCGCAGUGCGUCCAGCAUGGUGGGUUCAGAUAUCUUACGACGAUGCUCUACACCUAUCUGCAAACGGAUCCGCGCCCUUCCAACCCCUAUCGUCACUGCUGGUGGACGGCGCCCACCGUCGCGGGUCUGCAGGUGGCCCAACUGACGCCGCUGGCCGCGGCGGCUCUCCGCUGUGCCAUGAAGGACAAGCAGUGGUAGGCGCCUAUGCGUCGGGGUUCUGCUGAUUCGCGUUGUCAUUUUGGGCCUUGCAGCUAAAGACGAACGAUGCCCUACGGGCUUAGUGUAACUGGAAUAAACCGAUGAAUUGAGUUUUUUUUACUACCCUCCAUGGAAUUACUUUUAGUUUUAGCGAAGGCCUACCCUAACUGAUUGGCUCUUCAGCGGCCGGUUAACAAGUUUGAUAAGAUUUCAGACGUACCGGUAGGUUAUUUUAUUGAUUUUAUUAGUAGACAAAUAUGUGGUUCCUGCAGAUUCUUUUGUUUGGGUCGCGUCAGUUUCUAACUUUCUAAAAGCCAUUACAGACUGCAGUAAACAGUACUGUAGGGAUAGUAUUUGUACGAACGAUAAUACCACUCCGUAAUGAUUCAUCUUCCAUCUCGUUACGAAUUGUCCACUUUACCGGCUAGUUUCCUUUCUCAUGAAUUUCUAGAAUUCAAUCUUUUACUCAGCUUGCUACAGCUUGCAUCUACUUGAUCAACCUUGUCCUAAACU
Paramacrobiotus metropolitanus is the source of this 2371-nucleotide messenger RNA. RefSeq lists its product as uncharacterized. The transcript has 3 exons. The coding region runs from base 347 to 1858 and encodes 503 amino acids. The record is from RefSeq and is a predicted model, not a curated record. Gene Ontology annotation, molecular function: protein binding. Lineage: Eukaryota; Metazoa; Tardigrada; Eutardigrada; Parachela; Macrobiotidae.